AUGUUCUUUGUACGCAAGAGUGCCGUCAAGAUUUCAAGGGCUUUCAGGGGAGAAAAAUCACGCAAGGAGACUCCCUUUGACAUUGGAUCUACGAUAUACACGGAAGAUAGGUCAGGCGAACUACCAAUGUACUAUCCCAAGGAUGCGGUGGUCAAGCAUACGAUCUCAUUGAGAAUGAAAUCUCCUGAAGAGGUCCAUUAUUAUCAAGACACAUGCACAGGAAGCACAAAGACAGAACGUCACGAGGAAUCCAGAAAAACAGAGUCUACUGAAGCAACGUCGGAGGAUUUAACUACGCCCCAAGAUGAUCCAAAACUUGAAAAGGAGCAGAGUGCCGGGCAGAAUGAAUCUCAAACUCAAGCUACUGAUAGAGAGGAAGAUCAUACUGAUGCUGAGGAAUGCGACUUAAUUCACCUUGAGAAGCAUGGCAUCACGGUCACGAUUUCCAAAUAUGAAAUUUACAGCGCAAAGGACAUCACUGUGGAGGUGAUUGAAGACGUCCCACCUGAGCUGGAGCUGAAGGAAACAGAAGCCAUCAUAUCGGUUGGAUUGAAGAUGUCGCCUUCUGAUGCUGCCUUUAGCGCUCCUGUGAGAGUAACAAUGCCCCAUUGUGGUGUGUUCACUAAACCAAAGGAUGCAGAAGUCUACAUCUAUUAUCGGAAGAAUGCUUCAACAGGAUUUACAUCGAUUCAAUCUACAAACACUAGUUGUCCAAGAUGUGUUGUGCGAGAACGUGAUCUAGAUAUCUACGUCGACCAUUUCUCCGAACAUUGGAUUGUUGCUCUAAUUAAGCGGACGUUCAUUGGAAAACGUGUUAUCUGUACAACUUACAUUCCUGUGUCUACUCCAAGGAAUGGCAUACACGUGGUAUACGUCCACGUAAGGGAUGAAGACGUGGUAGAAGAGGUUUGCAUCAACAAGGCAGAGCGCUUCUCCCGCCGAAACAACGUGCGCCUCGUAGGAAAACCCGAAACCGCCGAUGAGGACUGCAUCGGCAUCGUACAGAACAUCAUUAGCGAGAAAUUCGGGAUCAAUCCACGCAUCGAACGCGCUCAUCGCGACGGUAAGCCAUCAACCGACCCAGAUCAUCCCCGACACAUAUUAUUUAAGCUCCUAUCUUUCCGCGAUAAAGUAGCCAUAAUGAAGUCGGCGCGAUCCACACUGGCCAACGAAAGCUACUUCGUAGUCGAUGACCUUACCAAGGAAGACCUUGCAGAAAAGCGAAGAUAUUCUCAGGAAGUAAAACGACUCUACCAACAGGGAACUAAGCUAAAGUUCACGGCCGGGAAAUGGCGACAUAGGGAUGGAACCACGUUUGACUUUACGCAGACGUGUCAAGCAGAAGCUGAGUUGUAA
Messenger RNA from Lytechinus pictus (painted urchin), 1356 nucleotides. RefSeq lists its product as uncharacterized. Gene Ontology annotation, biological process: netrin-activated signaling pathway. Gene Ontology annotation, cellular component: membrane. The transcript has 6 exons. The record is from RefSeq and is a predicted model, not a curated record. Gene Ontology annotation, molecular function: netrin receptor activity. The coding region runs from base 1 to 1356 and encodes 451 amino acids. Lineage: Eukaryota; Metazoa; Echinodermata; Echinoidea; Temnopleuroida; Toxopneustidae.